Messenger RNA from Polyodon spathula (Mississippi paddlefish), 1684 nucleotides. RefSeq names its product lysine-specific demethylase 3A-like. Bases 570 to 1328 code for a protein of 252 amino acids. Lineage: Eukaryota; Metazoa; Chordata; Actinopteri; Acipenseriformes; Polyodontidae. The transcript has 5 exons. The record is from RefSeq and is a predicted model, not a curated record.
AGCACUGCGGGAGUGAAAUACAAAGUGAAUGAGGUCUGUUUGUGAAUGAAGGAAAAAGCGAAAGUUAGAUUUAAUUGCAAAAGUAUAAUAACUUAGAUUAUCACCAAAUUUAAAAUAAAGGAUUUAUUCAGGUUUUAGCUAACACUAAAUUUGGAAAUGUAAAAAUUACUGUGUGUAUUUAUUUUAUACCGGUGUAGCACCGUUCGUCCCAGGAAGAAAUAUCGACUAACUCAAGGAAUGCAAAGUAAAAUAUAUAUAUAUAUAUUUUUUAUUUUAAUGUGAUAAUUUUUGUUUAAAAAAAUGUUGUUUAAUGUAGUUUUCUGAAAUACUGGUAGGCAUACUCGGUACGACGAGGUCUGUACAACAAAGAAGAAAUCGAAUUAAAAACGGAAUUAGAAGAAUAAGUGAAGGGAAUUGAGUCGAGAUAGUAAAACAAAACGUUUUUCAGAAUUGAAUUUGGCUUGAAUUAAUGAACACAACUGGAAAUAGUUGCGAAUGGUAUGCUAAUAAAAUUUAUGUUGAAGUGCGGUACGUUCUAGGACGGCUGCAGCCAGUGCAAGUCAAGCAAGAUGUGCAACAAAGCACGUCAGAUUCUGGUCGGGAAAGGAUUUCUCUGUGUUACUGGAGAUGUCAACCUAAAAGUUGAGGAAAUAACUAAAUGGCAAUGGAAGUCUGGAAAAAUAAGAGCAGUUUCUCACAAGGAUGCUUCAGACCAAGAUCUGAAAGUGUUUGUGGAAUUUGACCAUGAGAAACUGGAAAACAGAAGAUGGAUUCGAGUUUACGAGCCUCCGAUGAAGAUUUUUCUCGUGGAACACUCUCUGACUUUCGCUGCACGGAAAUGGCCUGGAAGUGCUACAGAUGUGCAAUGGCCAGCCGUGCUAUUUAGACCUUUGGUGGACAAGGCUGGAGUGGUCCUAAUUCUUGUGGAAUACCUCUUAUUUAAGGAAAGAUGCUUUGUAUCUCAAGGGACCUUGCAGUCAGUUCAGGAAUGUGACUGCAACCUGGUGUCCAGGAAACAUUUACAGGAUUUUGAUUGCUCACUAAUUUCGGUUAAGGACUUGCAAGAACUUCAGAAAGAGGUUGAAGCCUGGCAAAGGAAACAUUCCUAUGUGCAGCUGCUGUUGGAAGGAACUCUAAACUUAACUGGCUAUAAAGUAAAGGUCUACUGUAUGGAGUCUUCAAGCCAGUGGUGCUAUGCAACCGUUAAGCACCAAGAUCAAUAUACUCAGACUUUGCAGGUCCAAAACGAACAGGUAAAGCUGAUUGUGAAAUGUGGAAUAUAUUUAUUAUCCAGAAGCCUGUUACUUAAGAAAAAUAAACACAAAUAGCUCUGCCAGCAUGAUAGUGUUUUUUUGAAAGAUGGUUUAUUUUAAAUAACAGAAACUCACUGUUGUAAGGUGUUGGUGUAUAUAACAUGUGACCGAUACAAUAAGGCUUGUACGAAUGUUAAAUGUGAAAAAAUUAAAAAUAGCAAAGCAUAAAAUAUCUGUGACUUGGAGGGUUUGUGGAGGUUGUGGAUACAGAAACAUAAAACUGAUGGUUCAAAAAUAGAAAUAUAAAACAGGACACACAACAGAACCUAUCCCAAGCAACAUACUGUAUUCCUGUAAUAAAUUGAGAUAAAAUCACUGAUCCAAUUGAUUGACCAAAAGGGGCUGAAAUUGAUAGCACAGUCAAAAAUAUG